This is a messenger RNA of Peniophora sp. CBMAI 1063, 1257 nucleotides long. The record is from the annotation of a GenBank genome assembly. Lineage: Eukaryota; Fungi; Basidiomycota; Agaricomycetes; Russulales; Peniophoraceae.
AUGGCGCGCUUUAUUGUGGGUGACGAACUCGGCGGAUUGAAAACUGCAUCACUCUCGCGCUCGGAUGAUAAAAUAACCGUCAACUCCAUUCGAGCAGGGGGCGAGGACAAAAAACGAGCAGUACAGCGCCUGGCUACACACUACUCUCCCGAGUCUGAGUCUGUACUGCUUGCGUCUGCCCACGCGGAUGGCUCGGCUUCCGCCUACACUUUGAGCUCGGAUGGAGAACUCGAAACUGUCAAGGAAUGGAACGAACCGCGCCUAAAGGCUGGUCAGAAAUACGUAGGGCUUACCCACACAGAGAGCGGCGUAUACUCCUGUACAUCCAACGGCGCACUGCGCUUUACGAGCCUCGCCUCUUCCUCCGAUGCGUCCGAAGGACCUUCGAGCCAAACAGGCGUCCUUCCUAUGCGGCUAGCUGAUUGGCACCUUUCCUCAUCUGGCCGUACAUUUGCAUAUGCUGGUGACGAAGUCGAGCUCUCAUUGUGGGAUACUGAGCGCGCGUUUGCUGCUCGGGAGAGCAAGCCUGUCACGAACGAAGGCGAAGGGAAGAAGAAACGCAAGCGCGGAGAAGAGCUGCUUCCCGGAGAGACAUGGCGUGCUCGUAACGUGCCAAAUGAUUCGCUCAGCCUCCGACAGCCCGUUCGCAACACAUGUCUAACUUUCCUCAAUGGACGAGAAGACUCCCUCGCAGUUGGUACAGCGUUCGGCGACGUACGGAGGUACGACAUCCGCGCUCAAAAGCGACCCGUCGCAAAUUGGCAAGGUGUCGGGAAAGUCGGCGGGAUAGCUACGGUCGCGAGCACCGCUGCAGGAGAAAACGAGUUGUAUGUGUCGGACAACGGGACGAGCGUUUUCGCGCUCGAUGUCCGCAGCGGAAAGAUUCUGAGCGGAUACCCUGGCAUAGCGGGUGGCGUGCAUGCAAUCGCGCCAGGACCUAAGGGGCUGAUAGCGAGUGCGGCGCGGGAUCGAUACGUACGCGUACAUUCAACCCCAAGUACCGAGGAAGGAAGGGACGGCGGGAAGGGGGAUGGGAAGGGCAAGGUGCUGGACAAAACGUACUUCAAGAGCGUGCCGAGCACGCUGGUGUGGGACGGCAUCGGGGUCGUGAGUCAAGGAGGCGAAGCCGAUGACGACGACGAAGGGAGUGACGAGGAGGAUGUGUGGGAUGGGAUGGACAUGGUAGAUGAGGAUGAUGACGACGAGGGAGAGCAUAAAAAGGCCAAGAGAAAAAGAACGAAGGAUGGCGACGCGUAG